AUGCAGGCCACCUGUGCCAAUCUUAGUCGACUGGCAGUGUUGCUGAAAGACUGGAGCCACACUUCGUUUGGCUCUGUGCGGCGUGAGAUCAAGCGCCUUGAGACUGCACUCCGGCGUCUUCGCAGCUCACCUAUUUCUGAUGCAGUGAUCGCAGAAGAGAAGGUGGUGGAGCGGCUGCUCUGCGAACUGUUUGAGCGUGAGGAAAUCAUGGUGCGUCAAAGAUCACGAGUUGAUUGGCUCCGCGAGGGAGACCGUAACACUGCUUUUUUCCAUGCUAAGGCUACGGCGAGGAAAAAAGCGAACCGCAUUGCUAGUUUGCAACAUGAGAAUGGAACUUUGUGUUCUGACCAGGAAGAAAUUAAGGGGAUGGUGCAUGGCUUCUAUGAAGACUUGUUCACUGCUGAACCUCUUGCUUCUAUGGAUAUUGUUCUAGAGGCUGUCCCGGAGAAGGUGAAGGACUAUAUGAACGAGGAUCUUUGCAAGCCUUAUUCUGACGAGGAGAUCAAGGCGGCUCUGUUCCAGAUGGGCCCUACCAAGGCGCCUGGUCCGGAUGGCUUCCCAGCCAUGUUCUACCAAGUACAUUGGGACCUAGUCAGGGAAGAUGUUUGUAAUGCGGUCAGAAGUUUCUUGGGUGGUGACGAGAUUCCUGAGGGCUUUUGUGACUCAGUUAUUGUCCUGAUCCCUAAGAGUGCUUUCGUGCCUGGGAGACUGUUAACUGACAGUGCAAUUGUGGCAUAUGAGUGCUUGCAGACUGUUCGGCGGCAGAACAACAAGAGCACUUUCUUUGCUUUGAAGAUCGACAUGAUGAAGGCCUAUGACCCUGUUGAAUGGGAGUACCUUCAUGGAUGCUUGAGUAAGCUGGGAUUUGCUGCUGGGUGGAUUGACACCGUCAUGAGAUGUGUCACUUCGGCCAGGUAUGCUGUUAAGGUGAAUGAUGAUAGCAUCUUCUUUGCUAGGAGUGAUCCCCGGAGUGUUCAGGCUCUUAAAAUAGCUUUGAAUACCUACUGUGAAGCUUCUGGUCAAAAAGUUAACUUACAGAAAUCUUCCCUGUUUUUUGGUAACAAAUGCCCUGACAGUGUCAAAGCUCGGGUGAAGGAUGUGCUCGGGGUUUCAAGUGAGAUUCUUCAUGACACCUAUUUGGGAAUGCCAACUGAGAUUGCACGUGCGUCUACGGCCUCCUUCAAUUCUCUUGUGGAGAAAGUUUGGCGAUGUGUUACAAGUGUUUCGGGUAGGCCUCUGUCUCGGGCAGGGAAAGGUGUGUGGCUGAAGUCGGUGGCCCAGUCGAUACAAAACCAUGUCAUGAGCUGUUUUCAAGUCCCGGUUACAUCAUGUGAGAAGAUGCGGGCUAGUAUCGCAAAUCACUGGUGGGGCUUUGAUGAAGGCCGAAAGAAGAUGCACUGGAAGUCGUGGAACUGGCUGACCGCCCCAAAGUCCCUUGGAGGUUUGGGCUUCCGCGACUUUGUGAUGUUCAAUCAGGCUAUGUUGGCGAAGCAGGGGUGGCGGCUGAUCACUGAACCUUCGUCGCUGUGCGCUCGUGUGCUGAAAGGGCGUUACUUCCCAAAUUCAGACUUCUUAUCUGCUGUCAAACCGAGGUCGUCCUCCUUCACGUGGAGGUCCAUUCUCUAUGGGCGUGAGCUCUUGCUGCGUGGGCUGAGGUGGGGAAUCGGUAAUGGUGAGCGAGUCAGUAUUAUGAAGGACUCGUGGAUCCCUGAUCACCAAGCUGGCAUGUUUAACUCUUUGUCUCCUAUCCCAGCCACUGCCAAGGUCCGGUUCCUGAUGAAUGACAGGGGUACUGCUUGGGAGGAGGAUUCGGUGCGUGCCUUCUUCCAUGAGGAGCUUGCAGACAAGAUCUUGGGGGUUCCCAUUAGCAGACUUGGAGGGGAGGAGUUCCUGGCCCUUUGA
Lolium perenne is the source of this 1902-nucleotide messenger RNA. Lineage: Eukaryota; Viridiplantae; Streptophyta; Magnoliopsida; Poales; Poaceae. The record is from RefSeq and is a predicted model, not a curated record.